UUGUUUUUGGGGAAAACGAAAGUAAACUAAGUUUUGUUUUCCAGGCUAAGCUAUUACGUGAAGAAGUGAAUCGUCAUACUGGAAAGGCUGAGUCGGAGCCUGUUGUCUCUUGGAUUAUCGGACACUCUAGUCACGAUGACUUCUGAUAAUGAUGAGAUGCUUGAACGUCGCAUUGAAUGUUUAAAACCGAGACUGCGGCAGAUUAUAAAGGUAGACCAGGUACUGCAAUAUUUACAUUUAGAAUCUGGACGAAAGGAGGCGAUCAGACAGAAACUGAACACGGAGGGUAAUGAAUCGGCUGCGGAUUUGCUUAUUGGUGCGGUUGUUGAGAGGCCACAUCCAGUCGGCUGGUUCAGGGCCUUCGUUGAUGCGUUGAAUCAUGGAGGCAGCGCUCACGCUGGUGACUAUUUGGAGUUAAACCUCCCAGACCCCGAAGUGGAGGCGGAAAAUGAUUACUAUGUCCAGCUAAUUCAGUUAUUUACUCCCAGUCUGGAGGACAUGAAAACAGAAGAAGUGUUGACUCAGUGCUUAGCUCGAUUUCUCCUAACUGCUCCGGACCAAGAGAGGAUUGAGGCUGAAAAAACAAACCACGGAAACAGACGUGGAGCCCAUGAACUUCUGAGCAGGAUCGUGAGAUGCCGACCUGGCUGGUUCUCUGAAUUUCGGGAAAUUCUGCGUGCCACUGAACACACACACCUUUAUGAGCUCAUAGGAGGAUCACCUGAGUGUAAGAAACUGAAAAAUGAAGCAGAAGCAGCAGAGGAGAAACCGGCCGAAAGCUGUCAGAGUGAGGAGCCCAUGGAAAUCAGUGGCACCGAGGGACCUCAGGAUGAUGCCCCAGAUCUGUAUUUAGACGGUGACCUGUCCAAAUCCAUGGAUAAUUUACCUCCAGAUGUAAGCGGCUGUCCAGCAGCAGAAGCAGCAGGGGCCACCGGAGGAGGCCCAGAAGAAAUUUCUCUUCGUGAUUAUCAGAUGGAAGUUGCCAGGCCUGCCCUGGAGGGGGAAAACGUUAUUAUUUGCCUCCCGACAGGAAGCGGUAAAACCAGAGUUGCAGUGUACAUAACCCAAAAACAUCUGGACAGCAGGAGAGCUGAGGGGAAAACAGGGAAGGUGGUUGUCCUGGUGAACAAGAUUCCUCUUGUGGAGCAGCAUUUCUCCACAGAGUUCCGUAUCCUGAAGCUCAAUUACAAAGUGGAGAGGGUCAGUGGAGACUCUCAGCUCAAAAUCUCCUUCGCUAACAUUGUAGAAAGAAACGACAUCAUCAUCUGCACAGCCCAGAUUCUCGAAAAUUACUUGGAGAGGGCUUCCAGCGGAGAGGAUGAAGGGGUGAAGCUAAGCGAUCUGACACUGAUCAUAAUAGAUGAAUGUCACCACACUCAGAAAGGAGAAGUCUACAACCACAUCAUGAUGAGGUACCUGAAACAAAAGCACAAGAACAAAAAGCUCCUGAAGGAGCAGAAGAAGCCCGUACCGCUUCCUCAGAUCCUGGGCCUGACGGCCUCACCGGGGGUCGGAGGUGCCAAAACCCUGAAUAAAGCUGAAGAGCACAUUCUGCGAAUUUGUGCAAACUUGGAUGCUUCCAAAAUUAUGACAGGAAGCAUUGUGAAAAAGGAACAACGGAAAUCCAUCCUGCCUGUUGAAUCGAGAAAAGAGGAUCCCUUUGGUUGUGUGGUGAAGACAAUCAUGACUGCCAUUCACGAGCAUGCCCGGCUUUUCCCCACAUGUGACCUGGGCUCUCAGAAUUACGAACAAUGGGCUGUUCAAAAAGAGCGAGAAGCUGCCAAAGACGGAGACCAGACAGUUCGGGUCUGCGCGGAGUUCCUCCGACGGUAUAAUGAAGGUCUGAUUUUAAGCAACACCAUACGCAUGUGUGACGCUCUCAGUCUCCUGAACAAGUUCCACGAGGAGCAGAUCAAGAAGAAAACAUCACAAGAUGAAGAACAAAACAUGGAAAUAACAGAGACGGAGAGAUUUUUGUUCAAUUUGUUUAAAGACAAAAAGGAAGAGCUGGAGAAGCUGGCAAAGGAUCCAACAUACGAAAACGACAGCCUGUCAAAACUCAGAACUAAAAUUUUACAAGAGUUCAGCAGCCGAAAAGAAGCCAGAGGGAUCAUUUUCACCAAAACACGUCACAGCGCUAUGACUCUUAGCCAGUGGAUUCAAGAAAACCCCAAGUUUGCUGACAUCGAAGUAAAACCUUCUUAUUUCAUUGGAGGAGGAGACCAGAGCGAUACCAAACCAAUGACAGCUGCAGAGCAGAAGGAUGUGUUGAAGAGGUUCAAAAGCGGUGAACUCAACCUCCUUAUUGCUACCACAGUGGCAGAAGAAGGUUUGGACAUAACGGCCUGCAAUUUUGUUAUUCGAUAUGGCCAUGUGACCAAUGAAAUCGCUAUGAUUCAGUCUCAAGGCAGAGGAAGAGCUGAGGACAGCACAUACACUGUCGUGGACGUAAAGAACUCCGGGGUGGCUGAAAAGGAGUGUGUCAACGAGUACCGUGAGCAAAUGAUGAACAAAGCCAUUCAGAAAAUUAAAAAAUUAGAUCAAUCAGUUUACAACAAACAAAUCACAGAGUUUCAGAUACAGGCUAUAAUGGAGGAAAGAGUGAGACAGGUAAAUCAGAAGAAGAAGGCUGUGAAAGAUGAGAACCCGUCUUCUGUAAAGUUUAGCUGUCGUAACUGCACCAAAUACAUCUGCAGCGGCGAAGACAUCCAAAUCAUUGAAAACAUGCACAGAGUCAAUGUUACGCAACAGUUUAGGAAACUUUUCAUCCAGAGAGAAAACGCAUCUCUUCAGGAGCGACGUUUGGACUACGAGACCAAUGGAGUCAUAGCUUGCAGUGGCUGUGGUCAGACAUGGGGUUCAAUGAUGUUUUACCGGGGGAUUGAGCUGCCUUGUCUCCAUGUGAAAAACUUUGUGGUGGAUAUAAAUAAGAAAAAGUACAGCAACUGCACCAGGUGGAACGACCUUCCUGUCAAGUUUCCUGACUUCGACUACAUCGAACACGCCAGCCUGAUGGCACAGGGCUCGGACGAUGAAGUCACAGAGUGACCCUAACAAAUCAAAGCACUUGUUUCUUCCGGAGGUUCUCUUCUGAUGAUACGUUUUGUGUGUGCAUUAACUGCAAUACGCACAGAAUGUGCGGGUUCUGUUCUUUACGUAGACUUAAAUGUUUUUAUUGGUGCCAAGUGCGCUUUGUCUUCAAAUUUUGCACUUAAUUGGAAUUAUGCAUCAUUUAAAUUAAAUUUGAAUCCAUUUACAAAACGACUCAAAAGUAUUUUCGUCAGAAAUCAUUGCUGUCCCGUGAGAUGGCAGGCAGUGAGCCCUUGAUUGUCCCUCAGAGCCCACCUGUCAACUCACAUGCACACAAACAGGUGCUGUUGACUCUGUUUAAUUCACCCGUCAGUGAGUGAUUCACCACUGUUGAGACGGAGCUAUUUACAGAGGCAACCUUUGGUAACCUCUGUGUCCACAUCCUUUUAGGCGACCUAAUCGAUUGGGCAAUUCUGCAAGUUGCACAAAUCCCUCCGGAUU
Molecule: messenger RNA, 3531 nt
Organism: Poecilia latipinna (sailfin molly)
Lineage: Eukaryota; Metazoa; Chordata; Actinopteri; Cyprinodontiformes; Poeciliidae
Gene: ifih1
Product: interferon induced with helicase C domain 1
Exons: 16
Coding region: 136-3048 (970 amino acids)
Biological process (GO): MDA-5 signaling pathway; antiviral innate immune response
Cellular component (GO): cytoplasm
Molecular function (GO): double-stranded RNA binding; zinc ion binding; single-stranded RNA binding
Source: RefSeq, a predicted model, not a curated record